Molecule: messenger RNA, 3031 nt
Organism: Mandrillus leucophaeus (drill)
Lineage: Eukaryota; Metazoa; Chordata; Mammalia; Primates; Cercopithecidae
Gene: TCAF2
Product: TRPM8 channel-associated factor 2
Exons: 8
Coding region: 36-2840 (934 amino acids)
Biological process (GO): negative regulation of anion channel activity
Source: RefSeq, a predicted model, not a curated record
GACACGUCCCCAGCGCACCACUGCAGAGCCAGUCCAUGCGUCCCCAGGGAUCCGCACUGCUCAGGGCAGCUGAUAGAACCAUGGCGACCACUGCCGCUGCUGCGUUCGAGGCCCUCAUGGAUGGAGUGACAUGCUGGGAUGUCCCCAGAGACCCCGUCCCCAGUGAACUCCUUCUUAUUGGAGAGGCUGCCUUCCCCGUGAUGGUGAAUGACAAGGGCCAGGUGCUCAUUGCUGCCUCCUCCUACGGCCAAGGCCGCCUCGUGGUUGUGUCCCAUGAGGGCUACCUGUUGCAUGCGGGCUUGGCUCCAUUUCUCCUCAAUGCAGUGAGCUGGCUGUGUCCCUGCCCUGGGGCUCCCAUGGGAGUGCAUCCAUCCCUGGCACCUCUAGUAAACAUCCUGCAGGAUGCUGGGCUUGAGGCACAGGUCAAGCCAGAACCAGGAGAGCCCCUAGGGGUUUACUGCAUCAAUGCCUACAAUGACACCAUGACUGCAACACUGAUCCAGUUUGUGAAACAUGGAGGGGGCUUGUUAAUCGGGGGCCAGGCCUGGUACUGGGCCAGCCAGCACGGCCCUGAGAAGGUGCUCUCCAGGUUCCCCGGGAACAAGGUGACAAGUGUGGCCGGAGUGUACUUCACCGACACCUAUGGGGACAGAGACCGGUUCAAGGUCUCUAAGAAGGUGCCCAAGAUCCCACUCCAUGUCAGGUGUGGGGAGGAUGUCAGGCAGGACCAGCAGCAGCUCCUGGAGGGGAUCUCAGAGCUCGACAUCAGGACAGGGGGAGUCCCCUCACAGCUGCUGGUGCAUGGAGCCCUGGCCUUCCCUCUGGGGCUGGAUGCCUCACUCAACUGCUUCCUGGCAGCUGCUCGCUAUGGCCGGGGCCGUGUGGUCCUGGCUGCCCACGAGUGCCUGCUGUGUGCUCCCAAGAUGGGGUCCUUCUUGCUCAAUGCGGUGCGCUGGCUGGCCAGAGGCCAGACAGGCAAAGUUGGGGUGAACACAAAUCUAAAAGAUCUGUGUCCCCUCCUAUCGGAACAUGGCCUGCAAUGCAGCCUGGAGCCCCAUCUGAACAGCAACUUGUGUGUCUACUGCUGCAAGGCGUACAGUGACAAGGAGGCUAAGCAGCUGCAGGAGUUUGUGGCUGAGGGUGGGGGGCUGCUGAUUGGAGGCCAGGCCUGGUGGUGGGCCUCCCAGAACCCUGGCCACUGCCCCUUGGCUGGUUUCCCUGGUAACGUCAUCCUCAACUGCUUUGGCCUCAGCAUCCUGCCUCAGACUCUCAAAGCAGGCUGUUUCCCCGUUCCCACCCUUGAGAUGAGAAGCUACCACUUCCGCAAGGCGCUCUCUGAAUUCCAGGCUAUCCUGAACCAUGAGAAUGGGAACUUGGAAAAGAGCUGUCUGGCAAAGUUGAGAGUUGAUGGUGCAGCCUUCCUACAGAUUCCUGCAGAGGGGAUCCCUGCUUACAUAUCCCUGCACAGGCUCCUGAGGAAGAUGCUACGAGGGUCAGGCCUCCCAGCUGUGAGCCGGGAAAAUCCAGUUGCCAGUGACUCCUAUGAGGCUGCCAUGCUCUCCCUGGCCACUGGGCUGGCUCACUCUGGAACUGACUGCUCCCAGCUGGCCCAGGGGCUUGGCACCUGGACCUGCUCCUCUAGUUUGUACCCCUCAAAACACCCCAUCACUGUGGAGAUUGACGGAAUCAACCCAGGCAACAGUGAUUGCUGGGUAAGUACCGGGCUCUACCUCCUGGAAGGACAAAAUGCAGAAGUUUCACUGUCUGAAGUUGCCGCCUCUGCUGGCCUCCGGGUACAGAUUGGCUGCCACACCGAUGACCUAACCAAGGCCAGGAAGCUAUCUCGAGCCCCCGUGGUGACUCAUCAAUGCUGUAUGGACAGGACUGAACGGUCAGUCUCCUGCCUCUGGGGUGGCCUCCUCUACGUCAUCGUGCCCAAGGGCAGCCAACUAGGCCCUGUGUCUGUCACUAUCAGGGGGGCUGUGCCUGCCCCAUACUACAAGCUGGGUAAGACAUCACUAGAAGAGUGGAAGAGGCAGAUGCAGGAGGACCCAGCUCCCUGGGGAGAACUGGCCACGGACAACAUCAUCCUGACAGUGCCAACCACAAACCUCCAGGCCCUGAAGGACCCCGAGCCUGUGCUCCGCCUCUGGGAUGAGAUGAUGGAGGCUGUGGCCAGGCUGGCGGCUGAACCCUUCCCUCUCCGCCGUCCCGAGAGGAUUGUGGCUGAUGUGCAGAUCUCAGCUGGCUGGAUGCAUUCAGGAUACCCCAUCAUGUGCCACCUGGAGUCUGUGAAGGAGAUCAUCAACGAGAUGGACAUGAGGAGCAGAGGUGUGUGGGGCCCCAUCCAUGAGCUGGGCCACAACCAACAGCGGCAUGGAUGGGAGUUCCCCCCGCACACUACUGAGGCCACCUGCAACCUUUGGUCAGUCUACGUGCAUGAAACAGUCCUAGGGAUCCCCAGGGCUCAGGCCCAUGAGGCUCUGAGCCCUCCAGAGCGAGAGAAGAGAAUCAAGGCCCACCUGGGAAAGGGAGCCCCUCUGUGUGGCUGGAAUGUGUGGACAGCCCUGGAAACAUAUCUACAGCUCCAGGAGGCCUUCGGGUGGGAGCCAUUCACCCAGCUCUUUGCUGAGUACCAGACCCUCUCUCAUCUCCCCAAAGGCAACACUGGCAGGAUGAACCUAUGGGUAAAGAAGUUCUCUGAAAAAGUGAAGAAGAACCUGGUUCCCUUCUUUGAGGCCUGGGGCUGGCCUGUCCAGAAGGAGGUGGCUGACAGCCUGGCCUCCCUACCAGAGUGGCAGGAAAACCCCAUGCAAGUAUACCUCCGUGCCAAGGAGUGAAGGAUGCCCCGCAAGGCGGGAGAGAAAAAGCAGGGUCACGCCGGCAACUCCACCACGAGGCUUUGGCCGUGUGUGCUCAGUAUUUGAGCCUGGAUCCCACUUCCAAGCCUGACCACUAGAUGGUGGCCAAGGUCAUAAGAAAAAAUGGAACCCCUUUCUGAAAAAGGUGCCUUGUGCUUCUUUUUAUUGUU